Cucurbita pepo subsp. pepo (vegetable marrow) is the source of this 1906-nucleotide messenger RNA. RefSeq names its product 1-acyl-sn-glycerol-3-phosphate acyltransferase BAT2, chloroplastic. Gene Ontology annotation, molecular function: 1-acylglycerol-3-phosphate O-acyltransferase activity. The record is from RefSeq and is a predicted model, not a curated record. Gene Ontology annotation, biological process: phosphatidic acid biosynthetic process. Gene Ontology annotation, cellular component: membrane. Lineage: Eukaryota; Viridiplantae; Streptophyta; Magnoliopsida; Cucurbitales; Cucurbitaceae.
UAGUUCUUUCUGCAAAAAGAAGAAGAAGAAGACAAGCUUUUGCCCUACCCCUCUGUAUCAUCCGCUAUUUUUCGGUAUUCAAUUCAUCCAUCAACAAUUCUAUAUUGAAUUUGUCGUCAACAACGUUUUCGUACUUUUUGUUCUGAAUCAUCCAUCCGAAUCAAAACCAUUUCAUCCUGAAUUACUUUCUGGGCAUAAGUUCCCAAGCUAAGACGCAAUUGUAACGAAAUAGAGCGGCUUUGUUUUUUUAUACGAUUCCUCUGCUCAAGCUUUUCUCGCGUUUUGUCCAUGGAAGCCGUUUCCCUUUCUCACACUGGUUUUUCGCUUCCUCUUCAUCGCUAUGGCUACCAUGAGCUUGGGCUUUCCAGCGCUUCAUUUUCUUUGCUGCCGAUGAAUGUGUAUAGGGGACUUCGAUAUAGUUCCUCUCUCCAUGAACAAGCAAAUUUGAGAAAAGCUGCUCAACAUUAUUGCUACUCAUCCGUCAUCAGAAAAUGUGUUGGUGUCUCUUCGUGUUAUCUUACUCCAAAUGAGAAUCCAUACAACCUGUUUAGUGGAAAAAGAAACCCCCGGUCUAUUAUUGUUAGGUCAGAACUUGCAAAAAUGGGAACUCAUGAAGUUGGUUAUCCAUUAUCAGAAGUACCAUUGAGCUCAAAAAUAAGAGGAACGUGCUUUUAUGCUACUACUGCAAUCACUGCUAUUUUUCUCUUUAUGCUUAUGUUGGUGGUGCAUCCAAUUGUGUUAUUGACGGAUAGAUACCGCAGAAGAAUUCAUUAUACAAUUGCCAAAAUGUGGGCAAGUUUGACUGUUGCUCCAUUUUUUAGGAUCAAAUACGAAGGAUUGGAGAAUUUACCCGCUCCAAAUUCUCCUGCUGUAUAUGUUUCCAACCAUCAGAGCUUUCUUGACAUAUAUACACUUCUUACCCUUGGCAGAAGCUUUAAGUUCAUUAGCAAGACUGCAAUAUUUCUCUUUCCCAUUAUUGGUUGGGCUAUGUUUAUGAUGGGUGUCAUUCCUUUGAAGCGUAUGGAUAGCAGAAGCCAGUUGGACUGUCUGAAGCGAUGCAUGGAGCUUAUAAGGAAGGGUGCAUCUGUAUUUUUCUUUCCAGAGGGAACACGUACUAAAGAUGGAAAAUUAGGUGCUUUCAAGAAAGGAGCAUUCAGUGUUGCAGCAAAGACGAAAGUGCCUGUUGUACCGAUUACACUCGUAGGAACUGGUAGCAUUAUGCCAGCAGGAUCUGAAGGCAUCUUGAAUAUAGGAUCUGUGAAAGUUCUUAUCCAUAAGCCUGUGAUCGGACGUGAUCCAGAAGCAUUGUGCAAUGAAGCUAGGAGUGUAAUUGCUGAUGCACUGAGUAAGCAUGCUCAGGUCUCUUCCAGUGAAAAUGAUUUUUGACUUCAUUACUCAGAUUUCAGUUACCUGAUGUGGAAUAUUUGUAUUUUUGAUAAGUCCUAAAAAAAUUGGAAUCAAAGUGAGCCAAGAAGAAGUUCCAUAAUGUCUUGAUGGAAGAAGAGUGAGGCAAGAGUUGGUCUAUAUCUUCCCUAGCUGUACUGCAUUAUUGCACACAUCCUGGAGGGUUGAGAUCCGAAGGGAACAUCCUUGGGGUAUUUGAUCAAUCAAGAUUAUUGCUCUUCCCAGUAGCAAGGGACAACGGAAACAUUUUGAGGCAAACUGCUACAUUCAUUUUGUGCAUAAUCUUGUGAUCAUAAAUUGCUAAUAAGGGAACUGGAAUUUUGGAAUGUGAUUCAGUGUUACUGAAUCAGGUAAAAUGGCUUCUUUAUAUUAUUAUGUUCAUAGUUGUUAGGGAUAUGCUUUUAACAUAUUAGUUUGUUCGUAGAGUCUUUUCUUUGCACAUGAAUUUUGUUCGUAAUUUGAUAACAUGACUGCUAUUAGUUUCAAAUUGUUUUACCAUGUU